This is a messenger RNA of Theobroma cacao (cacao), 967 nucleotides long. Lineage: Eukaryota; Viridiplantae; Streptophyta; Magnoliopsida; Malvales; Malvaceae. The record is from RefSeq and is a predicted model, not a curated record.
UUGAGUACAAAUUAAUACAAGACCUAAAGAAAUAGCAAGUCCUGUAUCGUCGGAUAGCUCAUUAUCGGGAAGAAAUGGAUCGAAAUUCCAUAGAAAGAGAACGAAGAUCGAACAUGAGCAAUCUCUUAUCCAGGCUCUUUCGUCUCCUUCCUCCUCAGCCAACCAAGAUGUCGAUUCCAGACAUGGUGCAGCUAGCCACCAUAUAUGCAAAGCAAUUGCAAAGACAGCUGGAGGAACUCAAGAAAAGGAAGAUGCAACUGGAAGGGGAGAGUAAAGCAGUGUGUAGAGUGACAAGCGAAACGAUAUGCCCAGUUCUAGAUAUAAUAGAUUCUAAUUCUACUAUGACAGUAAAUUUGAUUACAGGGUCCAACGUGGAGUUUACACCAAGUGAGAUUAUCAGUGUCAUUGAGGAAGAAGGAGCUGCAGUUAUAGGUGUUACAUAUAAUAAUGCAGGCGGGACUAUGAACAUCCUUUCAAUUCAUUGUAAGGUAAAGGAUUUAGGGUUCUUGAACCAAAAGCUUCAGCAUGCAUUUUCCUCCCAUGGGUAGUGGUGAAUUGAACUUUUGAAUGGCUAUUUGUUCUAGGAUCGGUAUUGAAAGUUCGAGACUGGGUGAGAGAUUGAAGACUCUGAUUGAAGAGUGCAUGUAGCUGUUGUUGGAGUAUUUUCUGCGAAAAAUGAAACUAAAUUGAUCUAUCUUUUUUAUUACUAUGUUACGACUAAAUCAUCACCUUUACCUGAUAUGUAUCAUUAGUACAAGUGAUUUCAACUAUGACCUAUACUAUUUGAUUUAUACUCACAUUACUUUGGUAAAGAGAGGUGAAAUUUAUUUGGCAAAGUUAUGUGCAAGCAAACUAAUGUAUGGUUAAAGACAAAGUGAACUAGAUUGUUAUAUCUUAGGAACAGCAUGAAAAUUGGAGUUAUCCCGAAGUUAUGAUUGAUGAUGUAUUUUGCUUCAAACUCUCUUGA